AUGAGAAGAAUAGCAUAUUUCUAUGCCGCAGACUCUGGAAGCUUCCACUAUGGCGCAGGGCACCCCAUGAAGCCCCACAGAGUCGCAGUAACGCACUCUAUAGUGUUUGCAUACGGGCUGCAGAAGUACAUGGACGUGUUUGCCAUACGGCCUGCAACCAAAGUCGAAAUGCAGGAGUACCACACAGAAGAGUACAUAAACAUGCUUUCUCAGGACUAUCUGGAGAUGCCGUGCGACAGAGUGACAGAAGACUGCCCGUCAUUUGAGGGCAUGGGGGAAAUGUGUGCUUUGUACUCGGGCGGGUCUCUGCAGGCUGCGCGUGCCAUAAAUGAAAAGCAGUACGACAUUUGCAUAAACUGGGCUGGCGGCCUGCACCAUGCAAAGAAGGCCGAGCCGAGCGGGUUCUGCUACGCAAACGACAUAGUUCUGGCGAUACAGGAGCUCCUCAAGAAGCACCGGAGAGUGAUGUACAUAGACAUAGACAUACACCACGGAGACGGCGUGGAGGAGGCGUUCUACCACACUGACAGAGUGAUGACAGUGUCUUUCCACAAGUACGGGGACCGGUACUUCCCAGGGACAGGCAACAUAUGCUGCACAGGGCGCGGGAAAGGGAAGGGCGCGAGCGUGAACGUGCCCCUGGACUUUGGCAUUGACGACGAGUCGUACCACUAUGUGUUUAAGCACGUGGUGAAGAUGUGCGUGGACUCUUUUGUGCCCGAGGCGAUUGUCAUGCAGUGCGGGUCUGACUCGCUGGCUGCGGACAGGAUAGGGUGCUUCGGGCUAAGCAUCAAGGGGCACGGCGAGUGUGUCCGGUUUGUUAGAGACCUGAAAAUUCCCUUGCUGGUGCUUGGCGGGGGCGGGUACAAGCCCAAGCAUGUUUCCAGAUGCUGGGCAUACGAGACGUCGAUACUGUGCAACGUGGACGUGCCAAAUGCAAUCCCGAAGAACCCGCACUCUGACUACUUGGGAGAAAACGCAGUUCUGCACAUAGACCUGCAGUGCGAGUACACGAACAAAAAUGUGCGGGACAACCUGGACAGAAUUAUAUCAAUAGUGCACGAGAUACUAACAGAGCGAUAG
Molecule: messenger RNA, 1083 nt
Organism: Nematocida major
Lineage: Eukaryota; Fungi; Microsporidia
Product: histone deacetylase 1/2
Exons: 1
Coding region: 1-1083 (360 amino acids)
Molecular function (GO): histone deacetylase activity
Source: RefSeq, a predicted model, not a curated record